Messenger RNA from Hibiscus syriacus, 3709 nucleotides. RefSeq lists its product as uncharacterized. The record is from RefSeq and is a predicted model, not a curated record. The coding region runs from base 272 to 3709 and encodes 1145 amino acids. Lineage: Eukaryota; Viridiplantae; Streptophyta; Magnoliopsida; Malvales; Malvaceae. Gene Ontology annotation, cellular component: integrator complex. Gene Ontology annotation, biological process: snRNA 3'-end processing. The transcript is spliced from 7 exons.
AACAUUGUUUUCCUUCUACCAAACCAAACACGAAAACGGGUGAGAUCAUCAUAUCUGUAAUUCAUGAUCUCGUAAAUGGAAGUGAAAGUCUUCUGUUCGGGAUUCAAAGGUUAACCACGUUAUCAUCAUCAUAGAUAGCAGUCAGUGUGUGUGUCGGUCUUGACGUCGAUCCUGCUGUAUCCCGUUAUUUGUUUGUUUUUAUGUCCACCAACUGUUCGUCUAAAUGCUCCAAUAACCCAGGUCGUAGCUGAGCUGACGACCGCAUUUUGCAAUGGACAAAAUAUCCGCUGUUUGUGCCAUGGAAUGGAGCAUCCAGCUCGACAAGGCUCUACGCUCCAAUAACCCAGCCCGAGCAGUCGAGGCCAUUUUACAAACAGGACAAAGACUGGAACUGUGGGGACGAGAACCUGAAGCAACUAAGGCAGUAUGCUGUAUCUUCGGUUUAGUCCCUGGCGAGGAUAGGCUGUUUGCGAAUACUUUACUUUUAAGGCUUGCAGACGCAUUUCGCUUUGGUGAUAAGAAAAUCAGGCUGUCUGUUGUCAGAAUUUUCUUGACAAAUAUCAGGUGUGAUAAGAGCAACAAAUAUAGGAAGCAAAAGAGACGAACGUUUCUAAAUAGCAGAGUGUAUAACCAUGAAGAACUGUUGAGGAGAGUGAAGAUUGUUUUGGACACAGGUGACGUUGAGUCGAGAGCAAUGGCUUUAGUUCUAUUUGGUUGUUGGGCUGAUUUUGCAAAAGAUAGUGCAGAGAUACGGUACUUGGUACUCUCCAGUAUGGUCUCUUCUGAUAUCUUGGAGGUGAAAGCAUCAUUUUUUUCUGCCAGUCGGUUUUGUGAGUUAACAGCUGACUUUGCAUUUGUUGUCUUGGAGAUGCUGGUGAAUAUGAUGGCUUCCCCAGAAACACCUGCAGCUGUAAGGUUAGCAGGUGCAAGUGUUUUUACUAGAAUGAGUUACUCAUAUUCAGUUUCAAGAAGAGCUUACAAGAAUGGUGUAAAGCUAGUGUCAGAUUCUUCAGAAGAGAAUUUCAUCAUUGCCAUGCUGGUUUCACUCUCAAAACUUGUUUCCAAGUCAACAAGUCUUAUUCCUGAACAGGUGGAUGUGCUUUUGCGAUAUGUUACCCAGGAAAAUAGUUGGCAGAUUCGAGUAACAGCAUUAAGGUGUUUGCAUCUUAUUUUUGUAAAAGAAGGGUGUUGUUCUCUUGUAAAUAUGUACAUGAUCAAAGCUUUAUUCAGCAUACUAGAUGAACUGGAACUUCCACCAGUCAUGCAUUGGGGAGCUCUCCAGAUUUUACAUAAGAUCCUUUUGUAUACGUUACCUGGUCUCCCUUCUUUAGAGAAGCUCGAAUUUGCUCAGCUAUUAGCCAUUCUAGAAAAUGCAUCCCAGUCCCCAAUCAUGUCAAAGAGCCUUGCAGCUCUUCGAAUUCUUACAUAUAUGUCAACGGUACUUCGGGCAAGAACAAAUAGUGAAUCUUUUGCUGUUUAUUCCUCACCUCUGCCAGUGCAGGUCAUCACUUUAGUUAUGACACAGGUCAGAUCACUGGUGAAGCCAUCAUCUGAUCUCUGCCAGACUAGUAACAGAAUGUUUCAAGAAGUUAGAAACCUUCUUAAUCUUAUUCUUCAGCUUGUUGGGGAACAUCCGGAUUUGGGUGUAACAGUGUUGGGUGAAAUCAGUUCAUUCAUCAAAUAUUUUGCAAAUCUAAAUGAAAAUGUUUUGGCUAGUAAACAAAUUGCUUCAGGUGAGGUUAUUGACUUUAAGGAAGAUAUGGGCAAAGCCUUCAGGUCCAAGUUGUUAUCAAACAUACACCGGUUUGUGUCCGCCUGUCUUCAAAUCCUCAAUGAAGCUGGUGCCAUCACUGCCAGUGUCUUUGACAAAGUACAACUUCUGGUGGAGCAUCUACAUCAUGGCAGGGUAUUUGAUUACUAUACACGUACCAUUUACUCUUUGUUAUUGCAUUCUCGUCUUGUUGGAAUUCUUACUGAACACCCAUUUAAGAAAGAACUUGGUACCCUUGAGCAUGCCUGCAAGAUGUUGUCAGAGAGGGAUAACUGGCAUGCCUAUAAAGCAGGAAUAUAUGCAGCAAGUCAGGGAGCAUGGAUUACAGCAACUUUUGUUUUUGCAGAGCUAAUUAAAAGAGUUCAGUCUGAUUCCUGUUACUGCUGGCUUAAAUCGCUAGUUCAGUUUUCCCAUUCUGAGGCAAAACUCUGGCUUAGUUCUUUGGCAAAGCAAGAGUCUUUCUUACUAGGUUCAGUGGGAAUGAAUGAACUCCUUACGUUUUUGAAAGAUAAUUUUGGAGAACUUGGACAACAUCUUGCAGAGAAUGACAGUGUGCUCAAUUAUAGGGAUACUCUUUUUGGGGCGUACCAAAAUGCAUGUUCUUCAAUAAAAACAUUAGAAAGAGUAGUCAUAUCUCGAAAAGCAUUCUGUUUCAAGAGAUGGUUCUUUUCUCUCAGAACAAAGUUACUUGGGGCUGUAGGCGAAAUUCUUGAAGUGUUGGACACAUCUAAGCAGGAAAUUUUUAGCAACAUAAUUGAGGUUCAGAACAAUGCUUUGACUAACGUCAAAUGUUUAGAAAAAUACACUCACUUUUCUUUCCGGUUGAACAGACUAGCAAAGGAAUUGGAUCUGAUAAACUCAUCUUUCAUUGGUAUGGAUAGAGAGAGUUUGAAAGUCAUUGCAACACUUGCACUUAGCUGCUCAGUAUUGGCCUUUAGUACCGGAUUCCCAGUUUUCUUUCCAAACCUCCCUGCUCAAAAAAAUUUAAGAACUUGUGAUCGAGAGAACUCAAAGCAUAGCGAUUUAAGAUCGAUGCUACUGCAAGAUUUGCUUGGGCGUUUAUUGCAUAUUGACCAAGAGAUUAGCAUGGAUCUCUGGAUACUUUUAGAGAGUGGAGGAUGUCCCAGAAAAUGUUAUCACCUGCAGUCCAGAAAUUGUAAAAUGAAAAGUGGGCAUGAGGUAAAGGAUAUACUUAAUAUAACAAGGUAUGCAGUUUCGACUGUGAUUCGUCUGCAAAGCGAGACGAACAGGAUUGAAAAUGAGGCAAUCAUAUCCCAAGUUACGAAGAAUGGGAUAGAGCUACUAUUAGACAUUAUUAGGAAAUGGCUUCGAAUUCCAUUCCAGAUGCCAAAGUAUUUUUUUCAUACAAGGCCAUUCAUUGGUUCAGAACUCUUUGUCUUCAGCACAGACACCAAAAAUCAAAACCAGAUUAUCGUGUCGUAUGGCUCUCACCUCUCGCUAAAUCUGUGUCUUCAACUGAGAAAUGCCUCGCCCGAAUUCUCACUUAGAUUGACCAAGUUGUACUGUCUUCUUCACAGUAGAGUGUCCUUUCGGAAGCUGUCCCACAGGGAAAGAAACAAUGAAGAAACGGAAUCGAAUCUUCAACCUUGGAAAAGUGAGGACAUGGUAGAAAUGAACGAGAAGUUAUUCCGCUACGUAACAGAGCGCGAAAAGAAGACUAGUCAUGGUAAGCGUUUCAGGGACAGUGAUACAAAUGAAGAGCAAAUAGCGAAUGAAUUUGUGUGCUUUGAACCAAAUGCUAGAGGGCAAGGAUUUUCAAGUUGUGUACUUGAUGUGUCUCAUUUUCCAGUGGGUUCUUACAGAAUAGAAUGGUAUAGCUGUUGUAUUGACAGUGAAGGAUCUUACUGGAGUCUUCUGCCAUUGAAUACUGAACCUGUAUUUACUGUGCAGCAAUCUCAUGUUAUUGCUCAAGUUUAG